UCUCUGAAAAUCGCUUCACCAUGAAGUUCCUAAUCUCGGCAUUUGUGCUUUUCGCCUUAUUGAUUACUUCAUGGAGUCUGAGUUCGAUUUCCGGACGGUUUUGAACACUUUACAGUUUCUGUUGAUAGAAACACAUUAGUAACCCAGUCUGGCAUUACAGUAUUUCUUUUACGAGCCACAGACUUAGUAGAGCAAUAAAUGGUUCCUGCUAUCUGGCGACUUUCUAUGUACUUCUCGGCUCCAUUGACCCGCUAGAUAAGCGAAAGCCAUUCCCCGUCGGCCGCUAUAUGUGCAUCCCUAUAAAGCGGGGACGUGGCCAUGUCCGUGCCACCAGAGUGGUGGAGUCUAAGUUGCGUUCAAGAUGAUCUGGCAGUAUCUGGGAGUUGCGCUGCUGCUGAGCCUCUGCGGGAGUGCUCCUGGAGUGCUGGCCAAGCCGGAGAGCUGUCGGCAGCCGCACUCGAUGGUGGGGAUGCCCCAGGACGGGGCAGCCUGCAUGGCCUUCAUGCCGGCCUGGACCUACGACGCCUCCAAGAACGCCUGCUCGGAGUUCGUCUUCGGCGGUUGUGGUGGAAACGCCAACCAGUUCUCCUCGAGGGACGAGUGCGAGAGGGCCUGCAAGGACUAGCCGACCGCCGAAACGAGUUCCCAUCGCGGGCAAAACCCAACGCCUAAACAAGCAUCUUUAGCCCCAAACACAAACAGCCGGCAAUCUUGUUUUGCAAAACGCAAAAUAAACUUUACUCAAAAUCAA
Messenger RNA from Drosophila ficusphila, 751 nucleotides. Its product is annotated as male accessory gland serine protease inhibitor. The transcript has 2 exons. The record is from RefSeq and is a predicted model, not a curated record. Lineage: Eukaryota; Metazoa; Arthropoda; Insecta; Diptera; Drosophilidae. Gene Ontology annotation, molecular function: serine-type endopeptidase inhibitor activity. Bases 362 to 625 code for a protein of 87 amino acids.